GGAAAAAAAGAUGAAAUGCAAUUUACUCUUUUAAAAAUUAUAAUAAGUGUGUUCUUACAACUAAAAAGUAAAUUCACAGCGAUAUACGCAAGGAAGAAAACUACCUUUGUGCCUUUUUCGUGUAAUGGAAUUAAUCAGGGGAAGAUAAAUUUCUAAAGAUAAGUGCAAGAUUUUUUGUAAGUUUGUAAAAAGAAAGAAGACUACAAAAAUAAAUAAAUUUCUUGUAGCAAAAGUGAAAAAAGAAUACCUCGUGCUUGUGUUGGUUAAACGUAUUAAAUGCGCUAAAGCGCUUUCUCAAUAAAACAUCUUUCAUUGAGGAAGGUGUAAGAUUAUUGCAGCGUGCUUGAUAUAGCAUCCGAAAGCUAUACGAGAUACAUACAGAGAAGCCUCGACCAUGUCCAGCCGUAGUCGAGCGAUUCUCAAUGUUAACCUGGAUGCGGUCAUGGCCAAUGAUCCAUUGCGUGAACUGUUUGAAGCUUGUAAGACGGGUGAUAUAGGUAAAGUGAAAAAACUUAUCACACCACAGACUGUUAAUGCUCGUGAUACAGCAGGGCGUAAAUCUACACCACUCCAUUUUGCAGCAGGCUAUGGUCGACGCGAGGUGGUUGAAUUCUUAUUGAAUAGCGGUGCAUCUAUUCAGGCUUGUGAUGAGGGUGGUCUGCAUCCGUUACAUAAUGCUUGCUCGUUUGGUCAUGCGGAAGUAGUGCGCUUAUUAUUAAAAGCUGGAGCCUCGCCCAAUACUACAGAUAAUUGGAAUUAUACGCCGUUGCAUGAGGCUGCUAGUAAGGGCAAGGUGGAUGUGUGCAUUGCUUUAUUGCAACACGGUGCGAAUGCUGGUAUACGUAAUUCGGAGCAAAAGACCCCUUUAGAGCUGGCGGACGAUAACACAAGACCCGUUCUGACUGGGGAAUACCGUAAAGAUGAACUUUUAGAAGCGGCACGUUCAGGUGCGGAGGAUCGUCUGUUGGCCUUGCUAACACCACUAAAUGUUAAUUGCCAUGCCAGCGAUGGCCGACGUUCGACGCCACUGCAUUUGGCUGCUGGAUACAAUCGCAUCAGUAUUGUGGAGAUUUUAUUGGCUCAUGGAGCUGAUGUACAUGCUAAGGACAAGGGCGGUUUAGUACCGUUGCAUAAUGCUUGCUCUUAUGGUCAUUUUGAGGUUACAAAACUAUUAAUUAAAGCGGGAGCUAAUGUCAAUGCCAACGAUUUGUGGGCCUUCACACCUCUCCAUGAAGCCGCCUCUAAAAGUCGCGUAGAGGUAUGCAGUCUAUUGCUGAGCAAAGGUGCCGAUCCCACUUUGUUAAAUUGCCACAACAAAUCGGCCAUUGAUUCCGCUCCCACCCGAGAAUUGAGAGAACGUAUCGCAUAUGAAUAUAAAGGCCACUGCGGUUUGGACGCAUGUAGAAAAUGCGAUAUAACUCGUCUCAAGAAAUUUCUUUCAUCGGAAACUGUAAACUUUGUACAUCCGUAUUCGGGCGAUACACCUUUACAUGCCGCUUCGAUUUCCAUAGAUCUUAAGAGGAAACAGAUCGCUGAUGUACUUAUACGCAAGGGUGCGUUACUCAAUGAAAAAAAUAAAGCCUUUUUGACACCUCUACAUCUAGCCGCCGAACACUUGCAUUAUGAUAUUAUGGAUACAUUAUUGAAAAAUGGUGCCAAAGUGAAUGCCUUAGAUGGUUUGGGACAGACAGCCUUACAUAAAUGUGCUCGAGAUGAACAGGCGGUACGUCUACUAUUAUCUUAUUCCAUAGACACUACCAUUAUUUCGCUGGAAGGUUAUACGGCUGCUCAGCUGGCCUCCGACAACGUUCAAAAAUUGUUAAAAGAUCCGCCUGAUACAGAAACCCAUCUAUUGGAAGCAGCCAAGGCUGGGGAUUUGGAUACAGUACGGCGUAUUGUUUUGGCUAAUCCACAAACGGUUAAUUGUCGCGACCUGGACGGCCGUCAUUCGACCCCUUUGCAUUUUGCUGCCGGCUUCAAUCGCGUUCAAGUUGUCGAAUUCUUAUUAGAACAGGGAGCUGAAGUGCACUCAGCCGAUAAGGGCGGACUGGUUCCUCUACAUAAUGCUUGUUCUUAUGGUCACUUUGAGGUUACCAAACUUCUAAUUAAAGCUGGAGCGAACGUUAACGUUUCCGACUUGUGGAAAUUUACGCCCCUACACGAAGCGGCGGCAAAAGGAAAAUAUGAUAUUGUGAAGUUGUUGCUUAAGCACGGUGCGGAUCCUACGAAGAAAAAUCGCGAUGGACAGUUACCAGCUGAUCUGGUUAAAGAAUCGGAUCAUGAUGUAGCCGAUUUAUUGCGAGGAAAUUCUGCUUUAUUAGACGCCGCAAAGAAGGGAAAUUUGGCCCGUGUGCAACGUUUGGUUACGCCAGAAACUAUUAAUUGCCGUGAUGCUCAAGGUCGGAAUUCCACACCGCUGCAUUUAGCAGCUGGUUACAACAACUAUGAGGUAGCCGAGUACUUGCUGGAAAAUGGGGCCGACGUCAAUGCUCAGGAUAAGGGAGGCCUAAUUCCAUUGCAUAACGCUUCUUCCUACGGCCAUUUGGAAAUUGCCGCUCUUCUUAUCAAACACAAGACUGUUGUGAACGCCACCGAUAAGUGGGGUUUCACGCCUUUGCAUGAGGCUGCCCAAAAAGGGCGAACUCAACUCUGUUCAUUGUUGCUGGCUCAUGGAGCUGAUCCGUACAUGAAAAAUCAAGAGGGCCAAACGCCGAUAGAAUUGGCUACGGCCGAUGAUGUUAAAUGUCUUCUCCAGGAUGCCAUGGCUACAUCUCUGAGCUGUUCAGCUUUAAGUGCUUCCCAGCAAUCGUUGCUUAGUAGUAACUGCACCCCUUCGACACCGAAUACUCUAAAAGGAGCGGCGACUACAACAGCAAAUGGAGCAACUACUUCUACGUUGCCGACUAGUCCAGCCACGGUCUGCACCACAGUCCUUUCACCCACUACUGAAACAGUAACACUGCCGACGGGUGCCUCGAUGACGCUUAGCGUACCUAUACCACUGCCCCUGUCAACACGCCUAAGUCCUGCUCAAGGAGCCGAGGCGAAUUCGGGAGACGUGACCAAUGAGGAGGUCGCCGAUCCUGAAUCUAUUACUAAUAUAGCUAGCUUUUUGUGCACUCUUCAACUAGAGCAUUUAAUUGAUCUUUUCGAAAGGGAACAAAUUACUUUAGAAAUUUUGGCAGAAAUGGGUCAUGAAGAUCUCAAACAGGUUGGAGUUUCAGCUUAUGGAUUCCGUCAUAAGAUUUUAAAAGGUGUAGCGCAAUUAAGAGCCACAACAGGCAUUGGUAACAGUACUAAUCCUGGUACACUACUGGUUGAUCUCUUAUCAGACGAUAAAGAAUUUCUGGCGGUGGAGGAAGAGAUGCAAGCUACCAUCCGAGAACACCGCGAUAAUGGCCAAGCUGGAGGUUAUUUUACACGCUACAACAUUAUAAGGGUGCAAAAAGUGCAAAAUCGUAAACUCUGGGAGCGUUAUACACAUCGCCGUCAAGAAGUAUCCGAAGAGAAUAACUUGCAAGCCAAUGAACGCAUGCUCUUUCAUGGAAGUCCCUUUAUCAAUGCCAUUGUUCAGAAGGGAUUCGAUGAACGUCAUGCUUAUAUUGGCGGUAUGUUCGGUGCGGGCAUCUACUUUGCUGAACACAGCUCUAAAAGUAACCAGUAUGUCUACGGUAUUGGGGGAGGUAUAGGUUGUCCAUCGCACAAAGACAAAUCGUGUUAUAUGUGUCCAAGGCAAUUGUUAUUAUGUCGGGUAGCCUUAGGCAAAUCGUUUUUACAAUAUAGUGCCAUGAAAAUGGCUCACGCUCCACCCGGCCAUCAUUCUGUUAUUGGACGACCGUCAGCGGGUGGCUUACAUUUUGCCGAAUAUGUUGUAUAUAGAGGAGAACAGGCAUACCCUGAAUACCUAAUUACUUAUAAAAUUGUUAAACCAGAAGAUAACGGAAGUGGAAAUGAGGAAACGAGAUGAUGGAUGCCAUCGGUUGGAUCUACACCUACGACAUCACCGGCUCAACAGCAACAACAGCAAUCGCAGCACCAAGUUCAACUGAGCCAAAUUCAACCGAAUGCCGGUAACGCCACCCAAACGACAUUGGCGACAGCGUUGGGAGCCAGUCUUAGCCAUCAUUCUGUACAGCAGCAUACAAAAUUGCACCAACAGCAUUCUUUACCUUUACAAUUGCAAUAUCAGGUUACUACCACACAGCCUUCACCUGCCGGGAUGUUUAUAAGUCAAACAGCAGGCAUUAUUAGCAGUACAGCUACGCUGGGGGGUCAUGUGACUGGCGGAGGAGUUACCAAUUUUUUUAAUACAAAUGGGGGUGACAUUUCACCAAUAUCGUCGACGGGUUCAUUUUCUUCCGUAGACACUAAUCAAACGCUUCUCAAUUCUAUAGUCAAUCAACAGCAAUUACAUUCCCAGAAGUCGUACAUCAGUACGGCUGCACGAUCAGCAUCAUCUGCCAAGCCUGUGCCCGGUCGCUCUUACCGCACAAAAUAUAGUCAAUUUAUGAUUAUUACUCCUGCCGUUUCAAUAGAUCGCGAUUUUGAACGUGCAACCUCUAACGAUAAUUCCACCGAUAAUGGGGCUUUCAAUGCGUCUGACGAUGAUCCUUAUCUUUCACACAAUGGCAACAUCUACCGAAUGUCACUAUUGCAAAGCAGCAUUGAUAGUGGAAAUAGCAGCGAUAGCGGUGGUUCAUUUCGCUCUAAUUACAAUCCGUAUUUGCACACAAGUCGUCAGCAUUUAUUACCCAAAUCGGCUCCUGCGUUUUGUACUUUCUCGCCGUCGUCUUGGGGUUGGUGUACACUAAUUUGCGCGGCAAUGCGUUGUUUCGGUGCAAGUGGAAGUCAUGGCGGCGGUAUUGGCGGGUCGCAUGCAAAUCAUUACAGCACAUCUUUUGUACGGCGACCUUAUCAGAGAUCCCGAAGUUCUGGGCCGCAUACUGCCACCUCGAAACCACCGCAUCGUCGUUUACGCUCCUAUUCGACGUCGUCGUUUACUCCAGAAACUGCAUUCGAACACUUUUCGGCGCCUUUUAAAAAUCGUAAGACGCGUGAUCAUUUAAAUAAUAUCACGUACGAAUUGUGACGCUCGUUAAGUGAAAAGUGCAAAAGCCUUAAAAAGACUCACAUGAGUGAUUUCCGCACACUACUCUUAUUAAUGUACUGUGUUAUCGUGUAUAUAACACCGCUACACUUUCUAAGAACAAAUGUAUUCGUGUAAAAUAUAUAAUAAGUAACUAAUUAUAUUCUCUUAUUUCUCUACGCUGUAAAGGAAACAAAAAAACAACAAAAAAUUACAAAAGAAAAGAACGAAAAUCAAAACGUUUUUCUUUAUUAUCUUAACUGUGUUAAAUUGUUUGCAAGUGUUUGCAAAUGUCUAAAAAAAAAAAAAAAAAAAAAAAAAAAAAGAAACUUUUAUCUCUCUUUCUAACUAUUCCUCUCUUAUAUAGGUACACCCAAAAAAAUGAGAUAUUAAAAUAAGCCUCAGGGAUGGUAAAAAAAAAAAAAAAA
Glossina fuscipes is the source of this 5514-nucleotide messenger RNA. RefSeq names its product poly [ADP-ribose] polymerase tankyrase (gene Tnks). Lineage: Eukaryota; Metazoa; Arthropoda; Insecta; Diptera; Glossinidae. The record is from RefSeq and is a predicted model, not a curated record. Gene Ontology annotation, molecular function: NAD+ poly-ADP-ribosyltransferase activity; protein binding. The transcript has 8 exons.